Molecule: messenger RNA, 1161 nt
Organism: Colletotrichum chrysophilum
Lineage: Eukaryota; Fungi; Ascomycota; Sordariomycetes; Glomerellales; Glomerellaceae
Exons: 2
Coding region: 1-1161 (386 amino acids)
Source: RefSeq, a predicted model, not a curated record
AUGCCCCGCAGCCGCAGCCGUAGCAAGAGCCAAGGCCGUGUCGACCCCGUCCGCCGGGCGUGCCAGCUGCGCCGUUUCCACCGCGACCUGAAGGCCAAACACCCGUACAAGAAGGACUUAAAUCGCCAGAGUCCUGCUGGCAGCGAGCGUGAACAAGCUCCGGCGACGGAUACCGUCGGUACGGCCAACCUCGAUGGUCCUGCUGGUUCUUCAGCCGACCCGAAUCCUCCUCUUUGGAACUUGCAGGCGGGCGAAAAGGCACGCAACGCCUUUGAAGAAGGUUUGAAGGUUCACACCGCGGGGCCCCUCGACACAAGACCUUCCAGCGCGGGCCCCCUCGUCUCGAGGCCCCUUGACACGGCCGCCGGCAAGUCAAACAGGACCGAACCACGGGCAAUUCGCUACCAGAAUGCGCAGAUGUAUCCGUCACUUCCAGUCCACUCCCGACCAAGCAACGAACAGCCGCGUUCCUCUUUCCGGUUGCCGACCAACGCUCGCGAAAGCUUCGGCUCUCAAGAAGUCGUAGAUGCCAUUGCCCGGUACACGUCUUCCAGCACAACAUCUCACUCUACGGCCGUCCAUAAGGAAACAGAGGCGGAGGCCCUCGAGCGCCGGGAGAAGGACCUCGCACGCAAGAGGGAAGAGAACGCCCUGGCCACGGCGGCGUACGACGAGAUCCCGCAGCCAUAUUUGGACUGGCUCAUGGCGUACAAAGACGCAUCGCGCCGGCAGCGAGCCAUGGAGGAGGCGGAAGAGCAGUGCGAAGCCGUGCACGCCAGGGUCAAAGUGGAGCGAGACGCGCUGGAUGUCGCGACGCGGGAGCUGGAGGGAGCGAAGAGAGCGGUAACGAAUGCCAAACAACGGUUCGAGCUUGCCAUGGGACGCGGGUCUGGCCACGAGGGGGCUGUGCUUAGUCGUGAUGUCGGUGCUGCUGAUGAUGAUGCACCGCUUCAUGCGUUGCGUUCCCACCGCAAGCAGAGAGCCGAGGCAUACAACACGGCGUUGGAGAGGUGCACCACAGCCGCCAAGGAACAUGCAGCGGCGUACGAUGACUGGACCACGGCGCGAGACGCGUAUCAAGAGGCGGAGGUCCUCGAGGUACAACGCAAACGUGCGUGGGAGCAGCUCCGCGGUGUGCGUCGAGGUGAUGUCGGUCGAUGA